Pezoporus occidentalis (night parrot) is the source of this 6305-nucleotide messenger RNA. It is a transcript of the gene PDE7B, whose product is annotated as phosphodiesterase 7B. The coding region runs from base 300 to 1649 and encodes 449 amino acids. The transcript has 14 exons. The record is from RefSeq and is a predicted model, not a curated record. Gene Ontology annotation, molecular function: 3',5'-cyclic-AMP phosphodiesterase activity. NCBI's taxonomy places the organism in Eukaryota, Metazoa, Chordata, Aves, Psittaciformes, Psittacidae.
GCAAAGGCUUCACUCCACCGAGCUGACAGUGCGGACGCGGAUUGGUCUGCUCUCCCGCGCCUGUGGCAGUUGACAGCACCUCCCAGCCCCGCACGGCCUUCGGCACGCUAACACAGGCAGGCAGACUGCUGCAAGCUCAGCUCUACCCCAGCCCUGAUACUGGCAGAAAAGUGCACUCUCUUCCCGAGUCCUUUUGCUUCUUAAGUUACUGGAUUCUGCAGUACAAGUCUUCAUGAACAAGCUGCACCGCUUAGAGAUUUCACGGCAUUCAAAGGUCACAGAACUGCCAGUAUGGUUAAAUGUCUUGUUUAAUGGUUGAGAGGUGCGGAGAAAUCUCAUUUGAUAGUCCUGGCCAGAAUGCCAAAUGUGUUCGCAUGCUAGGUAAGGGAGAUGCACGGGUGAGAGGUCAGACAGGGGUUCUCUCCGAGCGCCGUGGCUCCUACCCGUUUAUAGACUUCCGUCUUCUUAACAAUUCUACACUUUCAGGGGAAAUUGGCACCAAGAAGAAAGUGAAAAGACUGUUAAGUUUCCAGAGGUAUUUCCAUGCAUCCCGGUUACUGCGUGGAAUUGUACCACAAGCCUCUCUGUACCUACUGGAUGAGGACUACCUUGGGCAAGCAAGGCAUAUGCUGUCCAAAGUGGGAAUGUGGGAUUUUGACAUUUUCUUGUUUGACCGCUUGACAAAUGGAAACAGUCUUGUAACACUGCUUUGUCACCUCUUCAAUGUGCAUGGACUUAUUCACCAUUUCCAGUUAGACAUGGUUACAUUACACAGGUUUUUAGUUAUGGUUCAAGAAGAUUACCAUAGCCAAAACCCGUACCACAAUGCUGUCCAUGCUGCUGAUGUCACCCAAGCUAUGCACUGCUAUCUGAGGGAGCCCAAGCUUGCCAACUUCCUCACCCCAUUGGACAUCAUGCUCGGACUGCUGGCUGCUGCAGCCCAUGACGUGGAUCAUCCGGGGGUCAACCAACCCUUUCUGAUUAAAACUAAACACCACCUUGCCAGCCUGUACCAGAAUGUUUCAGUGCUAGAAAAUCAUCACUGGCGGUCAACGAUAGGCAUGCUUCGAGAGUCACGGCUCCUCGCUCAUCUGCCCAAGGAGGUGACACAGGACAUCGAGCAGCAGUUGGGCUCCCUGAUCUUGGCAACAGACAUCAACAGGCAGAAUGAGUUUCUGAUCCGUCUGAAAUCUCACCUCGACAAUCAGGAUUUGAGGCUGGAGGAUGCUCAAGACAGACAUUUUAUGCUUCAGAUUGCGCUCAAGUGCGCUGACAUUUGCAACCCUUGCCGGCUCUGGGAUCUGAGCAAACAGUGGAGCGAACGGGUCUGCGAAGAGUUUUACCGGCAAGGUGACCUGGAACAAAAAUUUGAACUGGAAAUAAGCCCCCUUUGUAAUCAACAGAAGGAUACAAUACCAAGCAUACAGAUCGGGUUCAUGACGUACAUUGUAGAGCCACUCUUUGAAAGGUGGGCCCAGUUUACAGGUGAUACUCCCCUAUCUGAAAACAUGCUAAACCAUCUCAGGAGGAACAAGGCCAAGUGGAGGAGUUUGCUCCACAAGCAACACAGCAGUAGUAGGAGCAAUGACCACUCAGGUCAAGUGACUGGCAGCCAAGAACAGACUUUGAAUGAAGAAGAGACUCCUUAGUGGCAGCUUUGCACUUUUGUUCAUAGCACUGCUAUCUCCGUCUUGAUCACAGCACCAAACAAAACCCUGGGGAGCUAGAAGCCUGUUGUCAAGACCAUGGAAAGGGAAGAAAUGGCAAAGCAGAAGCUGUAAGGGUCACUGCAAACAAGCCCACGGUUCUGCUGGGUUCACUUCUGGAUCUCCUUCAUGUUCCUCUCCCCUCUCUUCAUUCUGUGCAUGCCUGGUGCCGUUCAUCACUUCUGAUCACGAACUGCCUGAAUGCAGAGUCCCAGUCAGCAGUACUGAAGCCGGGCUGGUUAUGGCUGCCAUGAAGCAGGGAAGAUUCCUGAGAGAACAGGGGAACUAGAGGCACUCUUGGUUAUAUAGUCAUUUACCACGAGUCAUACUGUGACAUAUGUAUAUAGGCCCAGUGCACUGUACGCUUUCCAAGCUGGCAGCUGGGCUGCACAUUAAACCACCAGCAUCUUCAGCAUCCAGAGGACACUGGCUGAGUGAGACAGCGUUCACAGAGGGCAGAGAGAGUCUGGUUAUUUUAGUAAUUAAAACAAAAACCUUUUUAACUUUUGUAUUCUGUGCACUAAACAAGAUCUAUAAACCUUGAACUGAAGUUACUCUGUGUAUACACAACUCCAGUGUAACAAGGCUCAUUUUGGUAAUCAUUUUUAUGCCACUUUGGAUAAAAGACAGGCAUCUUCUCAUUGCAAGGAACAGUAUUCCCUCGCAACCAAAAGGGAAGGUGUUGUACAGUCUAAACCUUUGAAACACAAACAGAUAUAUCUUUUGAGUACUGUUUCAAGUAACGUGUUUAUAUUCAUGUGUACAUUUUCUGUAAAUACAAAGCGCUACUGAUUCCCAUGCCAAAAUACUGGAGUACUGUGGGAUUGCUACCUGUAAAAACAUUGGCACUGUGAACAGAAUACUGUUAGUUUUAAUACAAGAGAAAGCAUUUGUAAAUAUGGUAUAGAGUUUAUUAAUAUACACCAAUUGUUUGUGGAUAAAAGCCUUAACUUUUAGCAUACUUCAUCUUCUGAUAGCUGCCAAAAUCAUAUGAUCACAAAAUAUGAUUCUGAACUGCCUUUCCGCUACCCAAGGUGUAUCAAAGGUCAUUAAGGAAUGAAGUCUGGCAGGAUAACUUCUUGAAAACUUCAAACACAUUCCAUAUGGGUCAGUGUUUUAAUCCAUGGCACCUUGCACAUUUGGCCUAGGCAAAAGCUUCACAGAGCCUGUAGUUUUAAGUUAAAAAAAAACAAAACAAAACAAAACAAAACAACACCACCACCAUAUAAUUUAACAGUUUGACUGGAUGAUCAUUUAUUCGAGAGCUUGAUUUUUCAUUAAAUAGCUUAGUGGUCUACAAAGCAUAGCAGUCUAAUAAUCCUGGAGUCCAAUUGUUUUCUUGAGAGAUGUUUCCCCACAUUCCCUCCUAACAUAGCCAGCAUCAAAAUGCAUUUGUAUUUUUCUUUUCAUUAAAAAAAAUACAACUGAUUUUUGGAUUAGUCUCAAUGCAGGAAAAAAAUGUGUUGUCAUCUGAGUAUCAAGAAAAACCCUCUUAACAAUCAUAGCAGCUGAGGAAUUUUCUAUAGUCUUGUGCUUGUGAAAGAUCCAUGGCCUUAUCUAUGCCAUGAACAACCUCAGCUGGAAUAGUCUUUAUAAAACUUUACUUCAGCUUCCAUCAUUUCAAUGAGAUUGUAUUCUCAGACACUACUGCAUUGCACCAAAGCAAUUGUCCCCUUCACCUCUGCCCCCAGAAAAAUUAAUUACAUUCAGGUAAAGUAUGGUGGUGGUGUAAAGCCCCAGUACAUCAAACCUGUAUAGCAGUUUUCCAAAAGAAUUAGCAGAUAUGGCCAUGUAGUCACAUCUGGAUGUGAAUACCUGGUAGAGGCCAACAAAGAAAGAGCUAUUUAAGUUGGUGUUUGAGAAAAUUAGUAUUUACUCAUAGGCAUGCAAGGGGAAACACAAUGUAAUUUUUCUCAGUUACAGGGAAUAUUGACUUGAUUAGACAAAGUGCUUAGAAGAUGACUCAUAUGUUUAAAGGAAAAUAAAAAGCAUAAGUAAGUUUUAGUAAAGAAUAUUUUACUCUACUAAUUCAUUGGCCAUGUAUCUUUAGAGAAAGAGACUGAAAUCCAGUGAAGCAGGAAGAUGGAAGUCACUGUGAGAACACAAAGCAUCCUGAGUACAAUUUUUUUUUUCUCUACUGUUCUGUAAGCUAUCAGCAGUAGAAAACAUUCUUCUUCCUCCCUCUUCUCAAUGGGACUCACAUAUUAGAAGUACCAUGCCAAGCAAAGAGACAGAGUUGUAGUAGAAUAAAAUUAUUUCUAACUACAGGGCAUAAAUGUCUUUUUAACCACCUAAUGGUGGGGGUGGAAACAUUACCACUUUGAAGCUUUUUAUGUGUAUUUUGCCUUCUGACAGAUUUGGGACAAUUAUUAAGAUGAUAUCCAAGCAGUGUAAAAUGCUGCUUAGAAGCACUUAAAUACAUACGAAAGGAUGUAAUUUCCCCUUGUUUUGUCUUUUUACUAAAAAAUGGAAGCCGUUUUCUUUUUUAAACCUUCUGAAGUUUUGUUAAACAAACCUAGUGUCUAGCAGCAUAAAAAGCUGUUGACAGAUGUUAAGCUGUUUCUGAGAAGCUUCCAGAAAAUGGGCCCAACAGAAAAGCUUAGGUAGAAAUGAAGUUCUGUUACAGCCACAAUAAAACUAAGACCUGUAAUUACAGCCUACAGGACCCAUUACAAGUCUGUGCUUACCAAGUUAAAACUUCCCAACUUUGAAAAGUUUCUCUUGAGAUAAGCAGGUUGUGGGGUUUUUUGGUGCACUGAACGCACUUGCUAGAUUUCAAUCACCCUAACGAAACAAUGCUUGAAAUAGGUUCAGUGUGGCUCCAGAAAUGCUUCUGCACUUGUGAGCCAAACCCAUUACUCAAGUUUGGGUCUAGGCCAGUUUGUGUCAGGUGCGCUGAAAAGUGAGGCACUGGCAGCACAUGCUUGGCAGCCAGGUUCACCAGGGUAUGUAAUACAGAAUUUUACCACCUGAUUUCCUGCAGAAGCCAAACCAUUCCCGAUACAGCCAACCCAACAACACCGGUGCUCAGCAUAUACAGUCGUGAUACAUAUUUGGUAUUCUCUAGUUUGGAGAACAUGUCUGUACUGGGAUUUCUUCCCAGGAUGCCAACAGAAUGCUAGAGCCACAUAACAGAAAAACACCGAUGUAGAUAAUACAGAUUUCUGUCUUGCUAGCCCUAUUAGCCACUUUACAUAAAGCCCUUGUAAAUUAUUUUUCUUUCUUAUUGGGACAGUGCAGCUAAAAUAUUCUGAAGUUUUAAAACCUGGGUAGGUUUUUCAUAUCAGGAAACAAGCAGAAAACUGCUAAAAAUAGGAGCUUGAAAUGCUUGCCCCAUACAAGUAAUUUGAUUAAAACCUAGUUACUUAAAAUGCAGAUUUCACACUAUCCAAGAGGCAAAUUCUGUAUAAAUUACAAAAAUAAUAAUAAUAAAGUGGUGAUAAGUUAAACUUUAGGCUGGUUAAAGUAAUGAAUACAUACAUAUUUUUGCUAAAGAUUUUACCAACCUUUGGGUUUUUAAAAGCCAAUGUUCCAACCACCAGAUAAAGGGGGGGGGGAAGGAAUACUGGAAAUGUGUACCUUUGAAAUACAGAAAUGGAGAGAAAAGUGGCUGAAAUUAAAUAGAGUAUACGGAAGAAAAAAAAAUAACCACAAACAAAACGAACCACAUGAUCUGCAGUUGUAUCUAACCUGAUCUACAACACGGGUCAAUUAUUUUUGUAUAAACUACUGGUUUUCAUGAGGAAAAUAAGUCUCCAAAAAUGAUCAGUGCAAAGGCUGCUACCACAGUAAAUGAGAUACGCCUGUUUCACACUGCAUAGCUAUCUCACCAGAUUUUCCAGUCUGUGGUUGAAAUUGCUAUUAAAAGUUUCCAACAAAACAGACAGAAUGCAUACCAGCUCUUCCAAAUGGACUCUCCUCAGAAAGGAAAAACAGUCAAGUAGUUAUAAUCUUCAGGUUUAUAGCCUUAUAUUUUGAGUCACUCAUCUGAGUUGUCCAUAAAGUACACCCCUUCACCUCUUGACACCACAAUCCCCCACUCGUGGCCCAUAAAAAUCAAUAAUAAAAAUUGAAUUAGGAUCUUCAAAUCCAAAAAAGCCACUCUAAAAUACAAAUUCAAGGCAAGCCUUAUGCCAUAAAUAUGUAUCCAAAUUACUUCGAUUGGUGCAAAGUAUUAUUCUAUUAUUUGUUUCUAUAAUCCAUACAAUAUUUUAGGUACAUAAAAGUGCAGAGUGUAAGUUUGACUUGGAUGUAAAAUAUAUUCUGCUUAUCUUGGAAUUCAAGAUUGUAUAUGUCAUGUUUAUUGUAAAGCAUUUUAUAUAUACAUAUUCACAUACCUUAUACAACUCUAUGGGCCAAAAACUGGUCCCACCAACUUCACUGGGACCAAGAAGCAGCCCCCAUAUGUGCGUAUAUAUGCCAUAUGCAUCAUUCUGAAAGGAAGCACUAGAUUGUGUGAAAAUGCUGUGACUGCUAUGCAGUGAUGCCAAGAGACUUAACUGUAUCUUUUUUAACAUACUGCUGUAAGUAUUCAUCAUGUUGAAGAAUGACAACUAAUAAAAACGAAAAAAAAAAAAAAAAAAAAAAAAAAAAGAAGAA